This is a messenger RNA of Pieris macdunnoughi, 1275 nucleotides long. The record is from the annotation of a GenBank genome assembly. NCBI's taxonomy places the organism in Eukaryota, Metazoa, Arthropoda, Insecta, Lepidoptera, Pieridae.
AUGAGAGUCGUAAUAGUUUUGUUGGCUUUGAAUACAUGCCUUCAAAUUGUUAGAUGUCUGUUGCCUCCAUCAUUUCAAUGGAAAGUUAUAGAUUUUUCAUGGGACGAAUCCGCCCGCGAAGCAGCGAUAUCUACAGGCGCUUAUGUUCCCGAAAAUAAUAUGCCAGCGGGCAUAGCACGAUGGAAAAACAAGCUUUUUAUAACUAUUCCAAGAUGGAAAAAAGGAGUACCAGCAUCGUUAAAUUAUAUAAACAUAAACGGCAACCAAAUCCAGGCGCUAAAUCCUUACCCGAGCUGGGAGGAUGCCUUCGUAUCAAACAAGGCAUGCUGUGUGGCUUCCAACAAAACUGUUGUGUCUGCCUUCCGAGUUCAAGUGGAUAAAUGUGAUAGACUGUGGGUUGUCGACAAUGGAGUUGCGGAUAUGUCGAGUGGAGUAAAGCAGAUUGCUCCUCCAGCUCUUUUAAUUUUUGAUUUGAACACCGAUAAACUGCUGCAUCGCUACGAGUUUAAAGACGAGGAGCUCAGGGAUUCGUCGGUGUUGACAAGCGUGGAGGUAGAAUUGGUAGGCAAAAACUGUGACGCAUUCGCUUAUAUCCCCGAUAUGGGUUCAAAUGCUCUAUUGGUCUUCAGUUUAAGUAAAGACGACGCGUGGCGAGUGGAAUGUCCAUUUUUUCACUUUGACCCACUCUCAAACGUAUAUCGAGUGGGAGGAAUCGAGUUCUUUUGGAAUGAUGGCGUGUCUUCAGCUGUGCUAUCGCCUUCGAAGAAAUCUGGGCAUCGGGACCUAUACUUCCACCCGACAUCGAGUACUAAACAAUUUAGAAUAUCCACGAAGUUUUUGAAAGACAAAUACGUUCCAAAAGAAUACAUAUUCAGUGGAGCAGAAGUUGUAGGAGAUAGAGGUCCCCUCUCGCAGGCAACAGCUACUGAUUUUGACCCUCUGAAUAAUGUAAUAUUUUACGCCCAGUUGAACAGAAAUGGUAUAAGUUGUUGGAACACAGAGAAACCACUUAACGAAGACAACGUGCCGCUUAUUCUGAGCGACUGUACUGUGUUGGAGUUUCCAAACGACUUAAAGGUAGACCAAGAAGGUACUCUUUGGAUACUAAGCAAUAGACAAUCUCGUUUCCUCUACGACUCUAUGGACAACAAUGAGGUUAACUUUAGGGUUCUCUCUGCCCCGACAUCCAAGCUAAUACAGGGCACUGCUUGCGAAAAGAUGUCGACUAUGGAUAGAGCAUUCAGUUUGAUGAAAAGACCUAAAUCGAAAUGUUAA